Molecule: messenger RNA, 1544 nt
Organism: Limulus polyphemus (Atlantic horseshoe crab)
Lineage: Eukaryota; Metazoa; Arthropoda; Merostomata; Xiphosura; Limulidae
Product: keratin, type I cytoskeletal 10-like
Exons: 3
Coding region: 86-1282 (398 amino acids)
Source: RefSeq, a predicted model, not a curated record
UUUCGGCUUGCUUUCAAGUAAGAGGUUCUUUCCAAGAGUCCAAGAAGUAGUGAAAUAUACAGUCCAUUCAAAUUAUUGAGGAAACAUGCAACGAGUAACGUUAUUAACCUUAGGCUUGUGUACCUUUGUUUCCGCCAUUUCGAAUACCGGCAGUUCUACUGGGAAACGAGAGGAUAGUCUUAGCUCUAGCACGACUAGAAGACAGGCUAGCUCCAGUAGCUUAGCCCAGACAGCGUCCCAAGGUAACCUCUACUAUUACUACUAUCCUGUGCAGGAGAAGAAGAGGCAGUCUACAGGGGAUUACGACACUUCGGCUUCCAAUUACAACCCUCUCAGUGCUUCAUAUGGCUCCAACUUUGGACAAAACUUUGAUUCCUCCCAAGUGUACCAGGGAGCAGCUACUAAUCAAGACACCGCUGGAGCAGUAUACGGAGGACAGGCCACGGGAUUUGGUGGCAGUAAUUUCGGAGGUUUGGGCGCUGCUGCCGAUAUCAGCCAGAUCAAUUCUGGAGGCUAUGGCAGCGUCGGCCAAUUAGCAGCAGCAACUGGAAGUUAUGGAAUUAACGCUGGCCCAGGACAGGCAGCUGCUGGAGGCUAUGGACUUGGAACAGCUGGUGGAAUUAGCCAGUUAAAUGCUGCAGGCUAUGGUGGUGCCGGAGGUGAGGGUUUCGGUGGUCUAGGCGCUGCAGCAGGUCCAAGUCUAAGUCAGUUUGUGCCAGGAAGUUAUGGGGCUACUUUUGGUCAAAUAGGUGGUUAUGGAGGAAACGGAGCAGGCAAUGUAUAUGGCCAAUACGGAGCUCAAGGAGGAAUUGGUGGUUAUGGUCAAGGAAACUAUGGUGGGUUGGGUGACCUACAACCCGCUGCCAGUGCCACUACAGGUUCGUAUGGUGGAGAGUCUCACUCUGCAUUUGGUUUGGGCUCUUUGAUUAUGCCUAUGUUGGCCCUAGCUGGUCUUGGACUUCUACUACCAUCAGUGUCCUCAUCCCUUACGAGCAGUAACCGUCGAAAACGUGAAACAGAAGAAACAAUGGACGUUUUCAGUGGAUACCGCAGUAAACUGGAGAAGUACUACGCUAUCUAUCGAUCAGCGAUGAAAAACGAGCAAUGUCUUAACCGAGUAAUAUGUGAAUUGGGGAAUGCAAUGAGCGAUGCAAAGGACAAGGUUUCCAUAAUUAGCAUUUUAGCAAAAUACAUGCCUGAGAAGAUAAGGAGCAAAAUGGAGGUCUUCGAAACCGCUGCUUUGUCAACAAAAAUGGGCAAGUGCUACAAAUAUAAAUGUUAAGAUAUAAAAUACGUUUAAAAUUUCUCCUCAAACUCAUUUUAAGAUUAGGAAGUGCUGUUGUGAACCCAUCAAGCUACGACAGUGACAUCUACCCGUAACCGACUUCAGCAGAAUAACUCUUCUAGUGACGUAAUAAAUACCUUAGGCCUAGUUGCGCCAGACGUGGUUCACUGUCUGACACGACAGCCAGUGUCAUCAUACAACCUCCAGAGUGAUUCAAGUACAACAAUGACACAGUAACCCAAGAAAGGUAACGGGCCUG